AUGUCUAGAGCCUCAGCUAAGCCGCGGGAAACGCGGGAUGAGCCCGGCGCCGGCCAGCUGUGGCUGGCCUGGGGCGAGGACUUGGGGACUUUGCACCGGGAGGUGGAAGCCGGGGCGGAAGAGCUCGGCUUGGAGCUGGGCGCCUACUUGGAUGCCACCAGCUUCUGGGAGACGCCGCGCCGCGCCGCGGCGCUGGCAGCUCAACUUCCCGCGGCGCUGCAGCGGCUGAAAGCCUUCCGGGGCCCCAUGCCGAAGGCCACGGACGAGGUCUUGCGCUGCAAGGGCGCCACCUCCGCAAGGUACCUCCGUCAGCUGAGGCGCUGCGUACUACAGGCUGGCCGCUGUGAAUCUGGCUGGCGCUGGCUGGAUACGGACAAGACCAGCGCCGUCACCGCAGAGACGGAGGCUGCGGCGCGGCGCGCCGUGGGGGCGGUGCUGGAGGCAUUGUUGUGGGUGGCUGCGCAGGAGAAGGCACGGGCCUUUGUGGUGAACCGCCCGCCGGGCCACCACAACAGCUGCGACGAGAAGCUGGAGGCUGUGCAGCGCAACGCGUGGCGCUUCGGGGCCCACGGCGGCUGCAUCUUCAAUGAGCCGACGCCUUGGACCUGGACGUUGGCAAAGGCAACGCCCUUGAAGGUAGAACAAGCUGAUGACACAGACUGUGCGCUCAGUCUCUUGACCUGUGCCAUGGAAGGCCAGGGCGGGGAGGACUUGUUCGUGCCUGCUGCCACCAGCGGAGCGCUGGCGGGCGUCCUGGAAUCGCACAACGUCCUGGCUCAGAGGCUGCUGGAUCUCCAGCAGUCCGUAGACGCCUUGAAGAAGAACCACGAGGAGGCGCAGAGCGCGGCGGCGGAGUGCCGGACCAAAGACGAAGAGCGCCAAGUGGCAGAGGCCCAGCGGGCGGAGGAGGGACAAGCAAAGCUGGAGGAGAAGUUGGCGGGACUGGAGGACUCGACCGCCUCGAACGUCAAAGCCAUCCAACACUCUGUAGAUGAGAUCAGCAACCACCAGGCAGAGCUGAAGAGCCGGGUUUUGCCACAGUGGGAAGCCGAGCUGUCAGUGCAGAUCAAGAAGAUCAGCCAAGAGGUGACAAGCUUUCAGCAAGGCAUAGAUGAGCGCAUGGCUCAACUCGAGGAAGGCCUCAAGAAGCAGCGAGAAGAGUUGCUGGAGGAGUGCGGGGCCAUAGAGCCACGGCUCACACCGCUGAUGGACGCAGCAAAGGAGCGACUCGACGCAGCGGAGGAAAGCCUGAAGCGCUUGGCGGCCGACUUGUCGGAGUUGUCUAGCAAGAGUGACAAGAGCCACAGCGACCUUGAAGCAGAGCUCAAAGCAUCUGCAGAAGCUGCGGAGAACUUUGCCAAGACGCAGGACGAAACAGUGAUGGCUGAGUUUACUGAGACCUUCAGCGGUCGCCUCAUGAAUUUAGAAGGAGCCUUGAGGCAGUCAGAAUAUGAACGCUUGAGCUUUUCUGACCGCACCAACAAGGAACUAGCAGCGUUGUCCCAGCAGCUCACCAGCCUGGAUACAAAAGCCGAGAGCCUGGUAGCGGACUCUGCAGGCAGCCUGCUGGAAGCCCUCGAGUCGAGGAACAAAGACCAGCAGCUGAAGCUGGAAGAGGCGGCGACUUCUCUACAGCUCGGGGUGGACGCCUGCCAGGCGCACUUUGCAGAGCUGGCCACCAGCUCGGAGAGCCAGGGAGUCGAGUCGCAGCGCGCCCAAGCCGAGCUGCAAAGGAAGACGGAGCAGGAGGUCCAAGGCGUGCAGGACGCAGUCCAGACCAUCAAGGCUGAUGUGGAAAGGAGCGUGCAAGGGAUCCGUGCUGAGGAGGGUGAGCGCCUGCGUGGCCUAGAGCAGGAGCUGCGGGAGGAAUUUCGGCAACGGCAGGAGCUGGCCAAGAGAUUGGAGCGGGAGCAGCAGGACCGCCAGGCGGAGCUGGAAAUCUGCACACGGGCCGCGGAGAAACGCGCGGCGGACGUGGAGCUGGUGGCGAACGCCCGCUUCGAGGCCGUGCGCUCAGCGCUCGACGACCUGGUGGUGGAGUUCCAGGGCUUCGUGAAGGCUGACAGCGCCCGGUCCAUGGACGUCACGCGCCUGGAAGCCCUCGUCCGAGCGCUGGAGGUCAGGGUUUGGCCCUGGCGCAACGGCUCCAAGGAGCGCAGCCCAUCGCCCUCUUCGCCACGGAACGGAUGGGAAGCCACAAAGAUUCAAAAUUCGCCAGACUGGCAAGAUUGGUUGAAGAUCAAGAAGCCCUCUACCUCCCGGCCUUCCACCGCCCGUCGCCGUCAAGAGGAGAGCAUUGCCUUCGAGAUGACCGGAUCUCCCGUUGGCCCCGUUGGCCCGGGCAUGGUUGCAGCACGGCUUCGGACGGCUCAGGCUGCACCUAUGUGA
This is a messenger RNA of Effrenium voratum, 2388 nucleotides long. Lineage: Eukaryota; Dinophyceae; Suessiales; Symbiodiniaceae. The record is from the annotation of a GenBank genome assembly.